GACACAAACUAACUUCUUAUCGAGUCAUAAAAGAUUUGUUGCCAGAGAAACAAUGGUUUGAUUCCAGGUAUGGAAAGAGUGAAAGAAAAUGGAUGAGCGGACAAAAUUGACUACGACCAUGAUUCAGUAUCAGAGAAUAACCAAAGCAGUAGACAGAUGAUAUACUAUGAAGAACUCGAAGAUCCAUUAGCUUUAGAUUUUGCAACAAAACACAAAACAUAUGUUGACGAUUAUCAAAACAUAAUAAGAUAUGAUCAUUAAAACAAAAAUAAUGCCAUGUCUAUUUGAUAGUGAUCACUGAUCCGGUAUGGUGACACGUGGCUAGUUCUGGUUGGUUGAAUAACUAAUUAUUCUACGGUUACUUGACGCGUUUGUGUAUACAAAGUCGCUUUUAAAGCCCACAAAAGGCAUCAUCGUGUCCAUCCAUGUGAGUCGUGACAUGAUUCACUCGGUUUAAAUCAGCACUAAACCGGAUUAACUGUACCGGACCGAACCUCGUCUGUGAAUAGAAUUAAUUAAACACACUUCCCAUCAUCUCUAACCACCGACCGACUAUCAUAAAAAUUAGAAAUACAGAGACAGAUCUCUCAUCUUCACAAUUUCGUUUUAUUUUUUCUGUAUACAAAAGAAAAAACUAAAAAUCCAAGAGUGAGUUAAUGGCGUUAGCGAAUAACUUAACUAACGGCGAUACUGAACUUACUAGCGUUACUCUGUUCCACACCGAUCACGGCGUCAGGGAUAUGGCUUGCCUCAAAGCCCGACAACAAGUGUGUCAAUCUCCUCCGUUGGCCCGUCCUCCUCCUCGUCUCCACCUGCGGCUUCAUCGGCGCCUCCCAGUACAAGGAGACUCUACUGGCUGUUUACUUGUGCUGUAUGACCAUACUCAUCGGGCUUUUGCUGGUCGUUCUGACAUUCGCCUUCGUCGUGACCCGACCCGAUGGGUCUUAUCAAGUUCCGGGUCGAGCCGUCGAGGUUAUAGAGAGUAUAAGCUCCAAGGGUUCUCGAAUUGGUUGAGAGAGAACGUUGUGGAUUCUAAGAACUGGGGGAAGAUGAGGGCUUGUUUGGCUGUACAAACGUUUGUCCUAAGCUCAGUCAAACAAUUCAUCACCGCUGAUCAGUUCUUCUCUUCUUCUUCCAUCACUCCUCCGCUCCAGGAUCUCGCGCGAGAAGACCGAGUCAGGGACCAAAGGGUUUGGUGAGAAGAAUGUGAUCGGUGUUGGUGUAAAUGGGAAAGUGUAUGAAGGGUUGUUUCAAGGAGGAGCUGUAGGAGUACAAAGUUUAAAAUUAAACCAAUUAUGUACCGAAAUCCAUUUAGGUACAAAGUUUAAAAUUAAACCAAUUAUGUACCGAAAUCCAUUUAAUGGUUUAUUCUCUUUAAAUUGAACCAAUUGCGUACCGAAAUUUUAA
Molecule: messenger RNA, 1407 nt
Organism: Brassica rapa (field mustard)
Lineage: Eukaryota; Viridiplantae; Streptophyta; Magnoliopsida; Brassicales; Brassicaceae
Source: RefSeq, a predicted model, not a curated record